Acanthopagrus latus (yellowfin seabream) is the source of this 10285-nucleotide messenger RNA. RefSeq names its product protein Wiz. The record is from RefSeq and is a predicted model, not a curated record. Gene Ontology annotation, cellular component: nucleus. Lineage: Eukaryota; Metazoa; Chordata; Actinopteri; Spariformes; Sparidae. The coding region runs from base 359 to 6694 and encodes 2111 amino acids. Gene Ontology annotation, molecular function: RNA polymerase II cis-regulatory region sequence-specific DNA binding; DNA-binding transcription factor activity, RNA polymerase II-specific. Gene Ontology annotation, biological process: regulation of transcription by RNA polymerase II. The transcript is spliced from 17 exons.
ACUCUUCUCGUCGCCCUCCCCGUCGACGUUACGUACGCAGCCGUGGCGUGCCUACAAGCCAAAUAACAUGGAGUCCUCUGCCUGGCAUCUUCCAGGGAUCCAUGCAAAAAACCCGAGCGGCGACUGAAAACGGAGCAAGUUUGUCCAUGGGAGCGGCGAAAGCCUCCGACGAGCAUCAUCGUCUCGGGGCGUAAAGAAAGCUUCGGCUCCGUCCUCAAAGUAUGACGAACGGUGCUUAAAGAGGCAGCCUUUCACUGCGAUCCGCAAAAAAAGCCAGGCCGAUUUCAAAGAAGAGGAGGCUGCACCAUGUAGGCAGGCUGGUCGCCAGUGGGACUCCAUACUGUUCUCUGGGGGGACUAUGGAGCCAGAGGGGCCACCCCUAACCCCAGGGACCAGCUAUGGGCCCCCACCCUUCAACUCAGCACAAAACCCUUCCACCUCCGACUUCCUCAACUGCACCUUACAGUCCUCACGCUCGCCAAAUGCGAGAGAUGGCCUCGUGUCUGCCAAACGCUCGUGGGGCCACGCUGGAGACGAGGGCCCCAAGCCGACCGAGGGCACCCAGCCCGGCACAGACCCAGGGAGGAGCGCACAGAGGAGAUUCAGGUCCUCAGCCUUUCCUUCCUCCCUCAGCUGGGACUCUGACUCUGAGAAAGAAACGCUAGAUGAGGAGGAGCUACAGCACUUUUCUAACCCUCACGGUCUGGCUGCUCACAGCCCAGGAUCUCCUUCUUCUGGACUCAGACUCGAUAGUGAAGAUGACCAAGGACCUGAGAAACUGCAGCACUUGCAUAGUAAGACUGACUCACCUACCCCUGUGGAGGGGCACGACAACAAUGAGAGCACAAACACACAAGAGCCAAAUACAUCUCAGCUUGGCCCAACAGAAUUGUCAGACAGUAAAGUCUGGAAUGUAUCUGAGAGAGCUGAGCUGUUUCUGGCCAAAGUAAAACCAAAGGAAGCUUGCCAAAUGGAGGAGGAGGCAGACAAUAGUGAGGGAGAGACAAGGCCCAAGGGAAAAGUAACGAAGGAGCCUGAGAGAGAUGUGUACAGCUUCCCUGGAGACUCAGACCCCGAGAGUCCCCCUCCUGCCCCCUGGGCUCAUUGCACAUUCAUUCAGCGGUGCAGAAAGAAGAGGGUGCUGCUCAGGCCCUUCUCUGGACUUGGCACCUUAAAGCGCACAUCGCCUGAGACUGGCAAGCGGUCAGGAGUGAGUCCUCAGAAAUCAAAACCUGCUGAGCCUGCACAGUUGAACCGAGGUGGAGGGGUUUACGAUUUUGAAGAAGUUGACUUUGGAGAGGGAGCGGUGGAGGAACCGAUCAAGAUCAGAGACAGAGGGGGGAAAACAGACAAAGAAGAAGAAAGCGAGGUAGUGCCAGAGAAUGAAAUCUUCACCUGCGUGGAAUGUAGCAUUUACUUCAAAAAGCAGGUCCACUUGCAGGAGCACAUAGUCGAGCACUGUCAGAGCGGCGCAGGGGGUGGCAGGCGCUUUGGAAAAGGCGGUCGUUUUCGGUGUGUUGAGUGUGGAUGGAACCUGCCAAAUCGGCUUGCGCUGGCAGAUCACCACAGGCGGCACCAGGAGUCCCGUCUAAAGAUCUUGGAGGAGAUUGAAAAACUGAAUGAAAAUGGGAAGGCAAGAGAGAUUCAGAAACUUGACAGUGAGGUGAAGAAGCAAUUAAGCCCCGACCCAGCUAUUGUGCAAGAUGCAGCCUCGAAUCCAGGCAAAGAGUCAGACCCAGAAAUAGUCUCAUCUCCACCUCAUUCCCCAGCUACAAUUUCAACACCAGAAACAGACGCAGCAGUUCUCAACUCCGAUGUGACUCCACCAAAUUCUGUUCGAACUCCAGCUCAGGGCCGAGCUGUUUCUGCGUACCGCCGCCGCUUUCUCUGCACCAAGUGUAACUUCAGCACAAGAACACCCCAGGCACUGGCUAAUCACACCAAGACCCACAACAGGAAGAAACCUGCUCUCCAGGCUGACUCCCCAUCUCCUGGUUCACCAACAUGCUUGGCAUCGACUUCCCUGGCCUGUGGACACUGUGCCUUCCUGACCUCAAGUCAAACUGUAAUGAGGGAACACCAGAAACUUGCUCACCCUGGACAGGCCCCAAUCAGUGGGGCGCAGGCUGAUGAGACUGGCCAACACUCAAGGUCCAGUGCUGGUGCUCGAAUUUCAAAACCCACCCUGGAUUCUGAGCAACUCUCUGGGUCUGGAUCUGGAUCCCUGCCCGAUGCAGCUCAAGGCAAAAGCCAGCGAGGAGUCACUGCCCCUGAGGACAGCACAACACCAGACAGCGCUGCAGCUCGGCCCACAGGACAGACGGUCUUCAAGUGCGUUGGGAACAGGAGAUUCAGCAGAAGAGGGAAGACUUGGGCUGAUCUGGCCAAGUUUCAGCCCAGACUGGACGACGACAAGCUGCUUGGGAGUGAGGAAGAGGAGCAGGGUGAAGAUCAGAGCGCAGAGCUCGACGCUGAGUGUUCCGAGCCAAAGGCCGACUCGCCUGUUGGAGUGAAACCGCACACGAGAGCACGAUCAAACACAGAUGACUGCUCAGCAGAGCAGAGCACAACGUCAUCGCUCCCUCCCAAGAAGAGUGUGAAGGACGAAGACAAGCUGGAAGUGGAGAAAGAUGGAAAGGUUUUCUUUUUGAGGAGGAGCAACCGGGUUACUGCUGCUCCUGCAGAAAUUGACAGUGAUGAUGAUGACGACGACAUUGACGAGGAACGCGUGCGGCGCUUCCUGUCAGAGGGCCUCUUGGAUGAAGACAACGAUGAGAUUGAUGAGGACACGGAGGCGCUCAAGAGCGUGGAGAGGAAAUGCCCCUACUGCCCCGAUCGAUUUCAUAAUGGCAUCGGGCUUGCCAAUCACGUGAGGGGCCACCUGAACCGAGUGGGCGUCAGCUACAAUGUGCGUCACUUCAUAUCCCCCGAGGAAGUCAAUGCGAUAGAGAAGAAGUUCUCCUAUCAGAAGAAGAAAAAAAAAGUUGCCAACUUUGACCCGGACACGUUCAGCGUGAUGCACUGCGAGUUCUGUAGCGCCGGCUUUGACACCCGGGCCGGCCUGUCCAGCCAUGCCCGGGCCCACCUGCGCGACUUUGGCAUCACCAACUGGGACGUCACCAUCUCGCCGAUCCACAUCCUGAGAGAGCUGUUUUCCAGCAGGCCCGACCUUGUAAUCCCCACGGCUCCCCCUCGGAGCCCCGGCUCUUCACUGGAGGAGGGCGACGAGGACGAGGAGAAGGAACCGGAGGAGGGAGGGGAGGGAAUCAUUGAGGUUAAGCUUGAGGGGGAGACGAGUGAAAGGACGCCGAGUGUUACUGCUUCUGACACACAGCCCUCAGCACCUCCUGAACAUUGCAAGAAGGAAGACUGUGCACAAGAGUGUGAGGGUGAGGAGGAGGCAGCAGCAGCAGCAGCAGCCGAGGAAGAGGAUGAGGAGCAGCUGCGGCUCACAGCAGCCCCGGAUGGUCUGAGCUCGAGCCCCGGGAAAACAGGGCUGUGCAGCGCUGACACGGACGGCCUCUCUCCUGGGGAGGAUGCGGACUCCAAGGCCCAUAACUUGAAGUGCGAGGUGUGCGGAGCUCAGUUCGAGACGCGGCGGGGACUGUCCAGCCACGCCCGCUCUCACUUGCGCCAGCUGGGCAUCAGAGUGUCGGAGAGCAGCGGCGCGCCCAUCGACCUCCUCUACCAGAUCGCCAAGGAGCGCAACAUAGACGGCCAGACGAGCUCGCCUCUUCUCGAGCCCCUUUCGGCCAAGAACUCCUCCCCGUCUGCUCCUCAGAAAGAUGAGAAUUUAGAAGACAUGGACUUAGACGAGAAGCCCAUCCAUCUCUCCCUCCUGGCCAAAGCAGUGAAAGCGGUGCCGCCCUCCUCCUCCUCCUCCACCCCCGCACCUUCUCCUGUUGCCUCUCCGGCUCCGCCUCACUCCGGCUCCCCCUCCUCAGUGGUGAGGAAAGCCCCCAUUUCCUCUCUGCUGCCCGUGUCUUCCCCCUUGCGCUCCCCAGAGCACAAGGUUGGGGGAAUGAAAAGCCUGACCUCGAACCUCUCCGCCCCAUCCAACCUCACAGCAACCAAACCCCUCUGGGCCCCGCAGGAGAAUGAUGCACCUCUCAACCUCACACUGGAGGUGGACCCCACCAAGGACAUCGUCUGUCAGCUGUGUGGCGCCUGGUUCGAGACGAGGAAAGGCCUCUCCAGCCACGCGCGAGCCCACCUGCGGCACUUCGGGGUGGAGUACUCCGAAUCCAAGGGCUCUCCCAUCGACCUCCUGAACCAGCUCAUGGAUACCGACGAGUUCAAGCACAAAGCCAGUGCUCUGGAGCUGGACAGCCACACGGAACCACGGGGCCUCACGACCACGCUCUCCCCCCCGAAGCAGUCGUCCUUGCUGAGCCUCUCCUCCUCUUCCUCUUCCUCCCUCCUCUAUAAGGUGACCACAGCUGGGGCGGGGUCGACAUCCAAAGCUACCUCUUCCUCUGCCUCAUCUUUACUUGGCCCACCCGCCAAGCGUAUUAAGUCUUCUUCCAUGCGGGUCUUCCGCCUGAGUAGCGGGGAGCUCAUGGCCCUUCCACACAGUGAACCUCCAAAGGAAAUAGGCUGCGAGUUCUGCGGGGAAUAUUUUGAGAACCGCAAGGGUCUCUCCAGCCACGCCCGCUCCCACCUUCGGCAGAUGGGCAUUACUGAGUGGUCGGUCAACGGCUCGCCGAUCGACACCCUGAGGGAGAUCAUCACAAGACGGGGCCUGCCUUGCGCUCUUCCUCUGAAACCCCUCAAAACCCCGCCUCCGUCCUCGCCGGGACCUCCUCGAUCACCUCUGUCGACCUCCUCCUCUCCCUCGGCCACCCUCCUCAGUCGCCUCCCCUUUGCCUUCGCUCGCCCCUCCAGCCCUCCUCAGCCCGCGGUGUCCAAGUCGAGCUCAGCUCCGCCGAUGUCUUCUAGCGGGCUGAUCCUCAAGCUGAAGCCUGAGCCGGUGCAGCUGGAGGUCACCACGCCUGGAGCCGUGGGGAGACCUGUCGGCUUUUCUGGCGAACCUCUCAACUGGAGCAGCUCUGACAGCAUUCUCCCCCUCAACCUUGCCAUGUCCCAUGAAGCGGAGCCUACCAGAGACAUUCGCUGCGAGUUCUGCGGGGAAUACUUUGAGAACCGCAAAGGUCUCUCCAGCCAUGCCCGCUCCCACCUGCGCCAGAUGGGCAUCACCGAGUGGUCUGUGAACGGCUCGCCCAUCGACACCCUGAGGGAGGUGAUGCACAAGAGGGGGGCAGGUGGCUCCUCUCAUUCAGACCAGGCAGUGAAGAAGGAGUCGAGCCAGGGAGCCAACAGUCCCCUAUGGGAGAGCGCGGGGGGCACCGGCGGUUCAGAGGGUUUGGGUGUUUUAGGCUACCAGUCUACUAAAUACCGCAAAUCUCCUCUCAGUCUGCUGCAGUCAGGGUCCAGGCUCCAUAAACAGGGCCUCGGCUCCAUGGGCACAGCCGCCACCCCACCUGCAGGGAAGUACUUCAGGAUGUCCCCGCUGGGGAAGAGGCCUCUGUCUGAGGACGCCAAAUCAGUGGAGACUGGCCACUCACCGCCACAUCAGCUCAAGACUUUCUCACCUCUGCCACAGGAUUUCUCCUUCAAAAGGAAACCUUCCCCAGACAAGCCUGGACACCAGGAUCCCAGUUGCGAGCUCUGUGGCUUCUACUUUGAGAACCGUAAGGCUCUGGCCAGCCACGCACGAGCCCACCUGAGGCAGUUUGGUGUCACCGAGUGGAGUGUGAAUGGAUCCCCCAUCGAGACGCUUAGCGCGUGGAUGCGCAGCAGGCCGCAGAAGGUGUUGGAGAUGCAUCGAAGCUACAUGCAGGGCAGCCGCUCCACCCUCAAGAAGAAGAGCAGCUCACCCCUCACUGCAUCAACGGAUUCUGAUCAUAUCCUCCCCAUCUCACCACAGAAGGCCUCCUCUUCCUCCUCUUCCUCCUCCUCCUCCUCCCAGUGGUCUUCGUCGUUGGCCGUAAGCCUGGUGCGACCGCUGGGCCGCGACGUUAGCCAGGGCUCUUCCAAGACCUCUGAGGGCGAAGCUGGUACCGGUCCACCGGCCGCUCCCUUCAGGCCCGGCCGCAGCAGUCCCAGCCUCUCGCGGCUCGCUGGAGGCCUCCCGCUUCAAGCACAGGUGGCACGCAGUGAGCUUAACGUCCGCCUGCCCAGAGGUUUUGAGCGUCGGCCCUUGAAGCACCCGUCUUUCCCAGAUGGAGCAGAGAGGGACAGCGGCCCUCCUAAGCCCCCCCGCACAGGCACCGUCCCCGCCCUGGUGCCCAAACCUCCCUCCUACCCACUGGUCAAACUGGUGGGCAAGUUCUACACCCUGAAGUGCCGGUUCUGCGAGGUGGAGUUUCACGGUCCGCUGUCGGUGCAGGAGGACUGGAUCAGACACCUCCAGCAGCACAUCCUCAAGAUGAACUACAACAAGCCUGCUGCUCCCAAAGCAGCCUCUGCUGAUGACCCCACCCCGGUCCAAGCCUCCACCUCUACCUCUAGUACCACCUCUACCACACCUGUCCUCACCUCCACCCCGACCCGCACCACAGCCCCCAACAGCCGCUCCCCUACGCCUCCAGCUGAGUGUGCUCCGCCUGUCACUGCCACAGAGAUAGUAAAAGUCUCAGAGGAGCAGCCCACCCCACCUCCAGCUUCUCUUGCCCUCCCCACCCAGACAGUGUAGGCUCCGAUUCGCCACUGUCGUUUGACCCCUUUUAGUUUUUCCUGCCUUUACAGUUUUCUUUUCGUCCAUCCGUUCCUUUCCUUUGGCCUUCACAAAGUGUUGUUGAGGAGGAGUGUUUCCCCUCCAAAGAGCCCUAUGAGCACCUUCGAAGCAGCUUUCUAGACUGUUACCAUGGGAACGAAGCUCUCCCGGCUUAUCUGUGCACCGGGGACGGAUGAUUGUUGGAAGUGUCCAAGGUUAUGAGGAGAGAUGAACCAAUGUUUUGUGUUUGCCUUGUUCAUAUUGAAUGUCCAGGUGAUGACGUGGACCGUUGCUGUACCUCUCCCCCCAUUCACCGGGCGAUUUAGAGGUUUAUGUAGCCCAUUAGCAAACUCCAACUCCCCAACCCCCUCCCCCAUUUACCACAGUUCUGCCCCCCCCUCCCCUUACGAGCAGUGCGUUACUGAGACCUGUGAGACUUUGACCAUUUCUAUCAGCAUGCUGGUAGCGCUGGCCUCAGCCUCUCACCUAAAGGUCCUGACUGAGAUUAAAAGACAUUUAUAAUCAUGCUAGUCUUGCGAUCAAGGCUUCAAACAUGUGGUAACACUAAGUGUUAAAAGAGGCACUUUCAAUGCUGACAUUGUCACUGAGCACUUACUCAAACGUCCAUUUUAAAAUGGGCGUAAUCUGACAAAGACUAAUUCCGAUUGGUUUAAGGAGCAAGAAGUGGAAGCACACCCAAAAAGGGAAAAUCCCCCUAGUUAACUUUAUAAUGUAAUAUUGACCCCAAGAUAUACAUUUUGUUUGAAUGUAGCUUAAAGCACUUACUAAAAGCGUAUAUGCACACACCCAUACACAAUCAAACACGCCCCAUGUUACAAUACCACUGGUUUUCAUGAUGUUACAACUACUCAACACUCUGCUGUGUUCAGCACAUAGGGCUGCUGUUGUGUCCAAGACACAGUUUCUUUUUAAAGGGCCAGUGUGUAGGACUUAGUGGCAUCUAGCUGGGAGGUUGAAGAUUACAACCAACCGAAUACCCCUCAAAUCACUUUUCUCUUCAGAGUGUAUAGGAGCACCUAUGAUGGCCUGUAAAACACAAAAGCUCCUCUCUAGAGUCAAUGUUUGGUUUUGUCCAUUCUGGGUUACUGUAGAAACAUGGCGGUGCAACAUGGCGGGCCUUCAGUAGAUAUAAAAGGCUCAUUCAAAGGUAAUGAAACACAACAAUUCUUACCCAGCGAACUAUGAAAUGAAAGUUGUUUGAACAUCCAAUCAUAAUGUCCCAAAAAUAUUCAAAGUUGAAAGCUGUGUCAAUUCAGACAUCCCAGCAAUAUCAAAAUAUGUGGUUACCAUGAACAGGAUUAAUCAGCUGUUCUGCUAAAGUUAGUGUACACUUUAUGCAUUCAGUAGCUUCACACACCUUUGAAAACAGAAAAUAACAAGUCAUCAUAAGACACUAGCUCCUGUCUCCAGGGUGGAAGUCACGAUGGAUGAAGACUUGACUCUUAGAAGCACUGCAGGCUUAAAACAAUGACACGGGAAUAUCAUUUACAUGUAGAUAAGCUCUACGAAUGUGCUUUUUAUAUGCAUAAAUUGGACGUUGGAUCAUUAUGAUCACAAUCAAAUAUAUUGUCAAUCAAACAAAGGCACAUGCAUUUGCUUUUUUCACGCCAAUGAUGUGAUGACUGUGUCCUGGUUUGUAAGAGACGGUCUGACUGGACCAUCAGACGGGACCAUUUGUGACCAGAGACACGAUGUCUCCAUCUUACCAAUGUUUGCCGGGUUGUUUUUAGGUGAUUAUACACUUGAUGAAAGUAUAAUAAUGCAUAUUACAUUCAGUAUAUUCCAAUAGAUGCCCCUACAUCCUCCACAGUGGACCUUUUUUUUUUUUUUUUUUUAAAUCUCCUGUUCUGGAUUGGAGAAGCAGGGCCAUAGAAAACAUUCAAGGUUACACAUUUCAACUUGUUUCUGCCUUUCUCGACCCAAAUCAUUAUUUAUUUAUUAUUAUGCAUCUGAAUGUGGUAAGCUAGGUCAUUCUAAAGCUAAAGUAGAAUGUUUGAAAAAUAGGUCAGAGCUGCACUUUUACACAGGUGCACAAUAUGUGUGUGUGUGUGUGUGUGUGUGUGCGUGGUUGCGUGCGUGCGUGUGUUAGUUUGUAUGUUAGUGUACAUACAUAGCAAAUGUGCAUUUGUUUCCCAUUUUAAAGAGACGGACAGAAGUAGAACUGCCUGAUAGGAAGACGCCUCCUUUGCUGAAAGUGAGCUCAGCGUGGCAGCCUGUCUGUAGGUAGUCUGAUCAGGACUUUAAUGCAUCCGUUCACGCGUUAGGAUGUGCCAAAGAGUCUGUUUACUUCCUUGUCUUGCCUCUCGAAGAGCUGUUUACAUUGGACCUGAUGGUGGAGGAAGCUCUGCACAGCUAUCAAGUUCUCCGAUGCUCCACACUGAACAACGGAACGAACCGGCGAUGACCUGCAUCCACUACCUGCACCGCCAAGUUCCCCCCCACCACCACCCAUCCCCGCCCCCGCCCCCGGUUUGAAAGACUCGGGCUCCUGGAGCAGCUUCACGGGACUCAUGUUGUUACUGUAGGGUUAGAUUUUACUCCAAUUAAACACGAACACAAACCAAACCCGAUUUUCACGCGGGGCUCUCGAGAACUGUCAGCCCCCUCGGUCCAAACACAGAAGCACGUCCGACCUCCUGGUGGGCUCUCGAGGCUGAAGUCUUUGCUUCAGAGUGUGUUCAUAUCAACCCACAGCUGAAGCAAUUACUGAAGGGUCCAUGUAGGCUGACGGCCUUUUAAAGUUGGUGGCCCACGUUGGAAACAUGACUGUUCGAUCGGAACCCCUUUUAUGGAGUAUAGAUACAUACUAUAUAACUACAUGUACUUAAGAAGCUGUUGAUGCUAGUAGAGCCAUCAGCAGUUCUAUUAGCAAAGGUAGUUAAAAAAAAAAAAUAAGUGAUCUUAAUUCCUCUAUUGUGAUUUUGAUUUAAACCUUUGAUGCUAUGUAUUUUUUAUUGCUCUGUGCAUUUCUGUAUUUGCAGUCCUGCAAGGUGAAUCUUAGAGUAUUUUUUAUUUUUACCUGUUAGUCUCUCUCCAAGCUGAAAACUUUUGGUGCUGGUGAGAUUGUCGCAGGGUUCGGGAGGGAGGUGGCGAGUGACUGAACGCGAGGGAAAGGGAAAAAAAAACAAAAACAAAGCAUUUUAGUGUGAUUGUCACGUCCUGGCAUCAGAGGACUCUAAUGAGGAGGCCUUAAAGGGGGACCACUUUGCACGGUGAGAUGUGAUCUCUCUGUCUCUGCAUUCACAGGGUAAUGGAUGCUGCAGCCUGUUGCAGGUGUGUGGCUGCGUUGCUGUGUUUAAAAAUGUGAAUCAGAGGCCGGUGCGUUACCCUUUUAAGAUGAACAGACUAAGCCUCAGCUGGUGUAACUGGCUGUUUUGUGUGUGUGUGUAUGUGUGUGCGAAUGAAUGCGUAAAAAAAGAUGGUGAGAUGAGGAUGAUGAUUAAGAAGAAGAAGAUGCAGUUGAGGAAAGAACUGUACUGUACACAAAGGGUUAAGUUUUAAGUGAAUCAAACUCCAGAACAAAACAAUAAAUGUGAUUUCAAUUUCAGA